GGCUGUUGGGAACAAAUCACACUAAAACGCUGGAACAGAUGGCAGCUGAAAAGCCCCCCAGUAUGCCAAGUGGCAACGAUGACCUGGCGUUACGGCUGCUGCGGACCAAUACGUGGAGCUGCUAUUAUGGGCUGCCCCUGUGGGAAUUCAGUCUUGCCAAACUCAAGGCGAUAAUGCAAGGCUUGUUGUCAGACCUUCCAGACAGCAAAGGGCGCAAGCCACGUCUUCUGUUACGGCCGUGCAACGUGCUCGGUGGCCAUGAGAGGCAGGGCGAGGAGGCAGUCUUCUGCGUGGCAAGUGCGGGCGCCCGGAAGCCUCACACUGCAGGGCUGGUGCACAGCGGGGAGAAGAUCUCGCUGGUGUUCCUAGCGGGGUCAGUGAAUGCACGAAGUCUCAUGGCCUAUGAGCUGGGAAACAGCUUUGGAGUCGCCCUACGUGCUCUACAGCUGGCCCCAUGGCACCUGUCCAUGGUCGCAGUGUGGGGCCUCUCCUUCCUCGAGCCUGAGGACCCCUCAAUGUGCUGCCUGGAACUGAACAUGGACGGCGUCACUAUGGGCUUCAGUGCGGAAGUGCUUGGCCAGCUGUCGCCACCCUCAAGGAGCGUCACGGUGGAGGACGGGACGAAUUUCCUGCUCGCCCUCUGCAAGCACUUGUCGAAGCACGUGCUGCCCCAUCGCUACGAGGAGUUUCCCCUGCGCAGCGUGUGCUUCCUCAACCUGUUUUUGUUGGACCACGAGGGGACAAUGCAGGUGCACAAGACCACGGUGGUGACCGGGCUCUUUAAGUACCUCCUGUCCAUCGCAGAACGAGCAGUCUUGGGCGACCCACUCCCCGACCUCAAGGAAGAGUGAUGGUGAUGGAGCACCUCGUCGAGACAGGAGAGAGCGUGGGUGUAUAAAGUUUGCAGUAUGAGAGUUCUUUGUGAAUGGGGAGGGGGGGCAGGCAAUUGGUGCAUAUAGACUGCAACUGGGACUGGCUAGCACAAAAGCACCAGCACGGUUUUAAUCUGCUUCUUUUCCCUUCUGCGUGUGUCCGUUUGCUUGCUGCCAUUGUGUCCGCCAUCUUCCAACAGGCCCAGCCAACGAUUUUACCAGACUUCCGGUCACUCAAUCUGCCAUGAAACAAUGCCAUUGCAUGAAUUUGGCAGUACGUGACAUGCAAUAAGUGUGUUUAAUCGGCCUUUGGUACAUGCUCAGCUUUAAAGGAGUGCACAAGAAACUUUGUGGAAACACGUAAAUGCGCAAGCAUGUAUUGUUGCCUGGCAUGUCUGUUUCACUGACUACUCCCACAAUUGCAGAACUGCGUUGUUGACGGUUCUGCAAGUAGCCAAUAGGACAAUGCCCAGGAAUAUUUAAAUGACAAACGAAAAGAUAUAAACAGCACUUACACCGGUGUCAAACACCACCGUGCCAGUUCUCAAAAGGUAAUACCGUCAUGGCUUCAACAUCUUGGACGAAAAGCUGACUUCCUCAGCUAAAAAUAAUAUUCAUGGCAGAGCUCCAGCCCCGCCAGGCUGCGGCUCUCUUGGCUGUCUUCCGUUUUUCAUCUCGCAGGCAUUCAGAACUUCCAGUUCAGUCCGACAUCCUUCCUUCAUUGUCGUGAAGUCACCAAGCAACCCAAAUGGGGUGCCAUGCUUUUUGGUAUUCCAAAUGUCAUCCUUGCAAUUAUCAUCGAAGAUGCAUGCACUUCUGGCAUUGGCAGUGAGCUGUGGCAUUUGCAUCAGCUCUUUCACAGCUUGAUGUGAUGUUCUAUAGUAUGCAAGACCUACGUGGUGUCCUUGUGGGAAGGAACGGAAGAGCCUUUUAGGUGUUCAUAAGGGUUUCCUUGGGAGUUUUUAAAGAUGCAUUUUCCACCGUUUCGCUUUUACGAGGUGUGUGUAUUACAAGGCAACAGAAUAUUGAACUUACUUCUGCCAUCUUGCAUGCCUAUUCUUUUAUGUCAUCAUCAUCAAACUUUUACACCUCCCCCCCCACCCCUUCUCCAUGCAGAGUUGCAGGCUAGAGCAGCCUAGCUGAAGCCAACCUCUGUGCCACAGGGUGUCUACCAACCGGGAAAACCGGGAAUUCUCAGGGAAUUUGAACAGUCUGGAAAAACUCAGGGAAAACUCAGGGAAUUUGUGCUUCCAUCAGGGAAAAUUAGCUGUAACUUUAUUGAAAGGGAACGAAAGUCGUGUUAAUGCUGGCUCCAGUAACAGAGGAAUCGCAACGAAUCGUCAUUGACGCCGUGUCAUCGGCACGAUGUAUUGCCAGAGUAGUUAACGACCGAUUUUAUAGACGCCCGAUAAUUUGCACGGUUUUGCGGCACCACCACGUACUCCAUAUAGUCAAUGUAUAUUGCCCCGACUGCAGGUCUGAAAUGGCAUUAAUCAAAGCCGCCACCGCCGCUAUUUUGAUUAUCUCGCCGCCUCGAAGCAGCGGCACUCUCGCAGGCAAAUCCGUAACCACCACCGCGGCAACGUCAGGCCUACCUGCUUCUAUGUUCGCUAUUAAGCUCCUUGCCGUGCGGUGCCGUGUUUUUCAUUGAAAGAAUUCGCCGCUAUCACCAAUGGCACCGACUCCGCCUUUGUAAUCCUAGCGAUUGGCUUUGAAGCUCGCAGAGCACAGCGCGUUGCGUAAUGCCAGUCUGCGAAAGUUAGCUUCGCCUCGGUACAGUAGUGUUAGGCGGUGAAGCAUAACAAGCGUGGGAAGGGGGCAAUUGUCGCGGGACACAGUAUACAUUACUUAAUUACACAUGCGUGCAUGUCGUCUUCUGUCACAGUACAAGCCCUGAUAUGCCUUAAAAGCGUACUGGCAGGCCUUCAGAGCUUUUAACGCGAUAGCGUUAAGGAGCUCGUGUCGCAGAAAAGCCGGUGUCGUCGGUGUCGGCGUUUGCGGCGUUGACCGUGAGCGAUAAAUCACGGCAGGCGCUUCAUAAAUAAAAAGCAACUUCCAAGAUUGGCCCGGUGGGAAUCGAACCAGGGUCUCCGGAGUGAGACGGAGACGCUACCACUCAGCCACGAGUUCGAUGCUUCCAAGCGGUGCAAACGCGCCUCUAGUGAAUGCGGUGUUGCCUUCGAAACGAGCCGUGGAAAGUUAUACUGUGGUGUAUAUCGGUAAUUAUGAACAUGUAACGUACAGAAGUCACAAUUACACGAGUUGCGAAGUGCGUUUCCGCUGCAUUUCUUCUGCGCUUUCCGCACACGCAGAGCCAUCUUGCGGCAAACACAGAAGACCCCCCUCCUCUCAAUGUACGGCGCUGCCCCGACAGGAGGCGCGCCGCGCGCGCAUUGGGACCGCUGCCAGGCGCGUCGCGGGACUCCCUCUCCCCUGACGACGCUUCGCCGUGCUCCCGGUUUAGAUUACUAUCUAUCUCUCUGCCCGUGCCGAUCACGACGUUUGGCUGGCGUAGAUCGUUUCCCCUCCGAGACACCGAGUUCUUUGGUUCGUUCCGUUCGCUCAGGCGCACGUUUCGUUGCCGCGCCGAACGCUGCGUUGCUCGACGCUCACCGCGUGAUAGGUGGGCGCUAAGUCCGAUGCGGGGCGCAUCGUAAGUGAUCGCUGUGCCGUAGCGCAUUGUCUUAUACCCCUUGGCGGGUCGACGGGAACGCUGUCGCGUCCCACUCUUGAAGGCGAAGCUUAAGCGUCCUCCAAUUUUUUGAGACGUGCCUGUGGUAAUUUUAGCCCUUAAAGGCAGUUAAAGACAUGCAUUAAUUUUUUUCAGACUGCCCGUUUUUUUCAAUUUUUUUUUGCGGCCCCUCGGAAGUCCCAAGAAAUCAAAUGUUGACUGUACAACUGACCAAGAGGAUGCUUCAGAUGAUACAUGUGGUCAAAGCGUGGUAGAAGGAGGAUGAGAACAGAAAGGACCGACGCACUGAGGAAUUAACGGGAAAGGAAGGGUGCCGCCACCUUUUUGAAGGAGCUUGAGCUAAAAAAACUAAGUGAUGGCUGAUGCUGAGACACAGGUGUCCCUCAUCCAAACCAAAAUAAAUUGUUUACGCAGUGAAACCCAACAUUGAGAUGUUGUGUACGGGCUGAGAGUAUAUCAGGACAGUUGAGGUUGACUUCCCAGCUGCUGAGAGAGAACCUUAGUUGUGACAAAGUUCAGGACCUCAUACAGAUGAGCUUGCUAUCAGUUGAUAGAAAUAGCUGAUAUUAAAAAAAUAUUUACUUAUGUAUGCAUCUCCUUUUCAUCCGUAUUUGAAAAUGUUCGACUCAACUUGGAAUGGGCUUUACCAUUUCUUUCGCAGUGCAUUUUACUAACACCUUCCUUCUGUUUUCUUUUUAAAUAAAAUAUAUAUUACUCCUUACUAUUCAAACUGGAUUAAGUCAUUUUUUUGUUUCAGCAUGCUUACUAGAGAGUGACAGCAUCGGGCAACGUGGUGUCAGCCUGUCUUGACAUAAAACAAAGGUCUGGCUCAUUCAGGGAAUUUCGCAAAGGUGCUCAGGGAAAACCUGGAAAACUCAGGGAAUUUGGAAAUGUUAACUUGGUAGACACCCUGUGCCAUCUUUCAAAUAAAUCCUCCCUCUCGCUGCACAGCCCCUUACAUCCUGUCUCUUGAUCUCAUUGGAAAGACCUGUUGUACUGUUGUAUAGCAAUUCUAGUCAUACCAUAAUUCUCUAUUUAACUGCAUCAUGUCAUUCAUGUUUUAGUAUGAAUCCAAGCUAUUUUUAUGUAUUGACUUGUCACUGUUUUGCACACAAAUAAAAUUGCUUUUUAAUUGUA
Messenger RNA from Dermacentor albipictus, 4701 nucleotides. RefSeq lists its product as uncharacterized. Lineage: Eukaryota; Metazoa; Arthropoda; Arachnida; Ixodida; Ixodidae. The record is from RefSeq and is a predicted model, not a curated record.